Molecule: messenger RNA, 438 nt
Organism: Williopsis jadinii
Lineage: Eukaryota; Fungi; Ascomycota; Saccharomycetes; Phaffomycetales; Wickerhamomycetaceae
Exons: 1
Coding region: 1-438 (145 amino acids)
Source: RefSeq, a predicted model, not a curated record
AUGUCGUGGUUAUUCUUCAAAACAGAUCCAGAGGAUAAGCUCCUGUCCAAGCUCUCACCACAGACAAGAGACUACUACAAGUUGCAGAAGAGAGAGCAUGAGUCGUAUCAUGAUAAAGUGACAAACACCGGGUUUAAAGCAUCAAAGGAACAACUCCACCAGUCUUCGCAGGUGAACUGCGCCGAGUAUCAAGAGCAAUUCAUGAGCUGCUUGACCCACGGCCCGUUGAAGGAGAGGAUGCUGGGAUGCCACGAGAAACAACAGCAAUGGGACUCGUGUAUGAGCAAUCAGCUGAAGCUGUUCCACCAAUUGGGGCUGCAGUAUGUUAGGGACAAGGAGAAAUAUCACCAGGGAGUCAUGAUGGCAUACUCGCUCGAUGGCAAGUACGAGGAUGACGAGGCUGUCUUGAAGAAGAGAGACGAGCUUUGGGAGGUGUAG